CAGGCUCAAGUCCACGCCCCGCCCCAAGUUCUCCGUGUGCGUCCUGGGGGACCAGCAGCACUGCGACGAGGCCAAGGCCGUGGACAUCCCCCACAUGGACAUCGAGGCGCUGAAGAAGCUCAACAAGAAUAAGAAGCUGGUCAAGAAGCUGGCCAAGAAGUACGAUGCCUUUCUGGCCUCGGAGUCUCUGAUCAAGCAGAUCCCACGAAUCCUGGGCCCUGGCCUCAAUAAGGCUGGCAAGUUCCCUUCCCUGCUGACCCACAAUGAAAACAUGGUGGCCAAGGUGGACGAGGUGAAGUCCACCAUCAAGUUCCAGAUGAAGAAGGUACUGUGUCUGGCCGUGGCUGUUGGCCAUGUGAAGAUGACAGACGACGAGCUGGUGUACAACAUCCACUUGGCCGUCAACUUCCUGGUGUCACUGCUCAAGAAGAACUGGCAGAACGUCCGGGCCCUGUACAUCAAGAGCACCAUGGGCAAGCCCCAGCGCCUGUACUAGGGCGCCCCCAAUAAAUUUCGCUGCCCCCACA
Fukomys damarensis (Damara mole-rat) is the source of this 527-nucleotide messenger RNA. RefSeq names its product ribosomal protein L10a (gene Rpl10a). Lineage: Eukaryota; Metazoa; Chordata; Mammalia; Rodentia; Bathyergidae. The record is from RefSeq and is a predicted model, not a curated record. The coding region runs from base 95 to 496 and encodes 133 amino acids. The transcript is spliced from 3 exons.